AUGGCCCCUCCUCGGGGAAGAGGUCCGAAAGGGCGUAAAGGGCGUCCUAUGAAACGAAAGGGCGGCCCUGGCUUCACAGCAUCCCGCAUUGAUGAAGUAGAGUCCGAAAGCUCAUCUGGUGAAGAGGACCAAAUCGAGGAACAAUUCGAGGAUGAAAUGCAGGAAGAAAUGCCCGCCGAUGACGCAUCAUCGGAUAGCGAUGAAGACGAUCAACAAUCGGGGCAGCCGUACAAUGAACUACUCCAGCUGCUUCAAGCAAAGACAGACAACCCUGGACCGGCGCGCAAAAAGAGGAAAGUGGGCCACCAGAGCAAGGAGGAGCUGGAUGAAGCUCAGAGUGACGCUGUAGCGAUGAGGGAGGACGAAGACGGGCAAUCGCUCGACGACGACCUACAGCAGCAAGAGCCGGACGAGGAAGGUGGGCUGGAGGAACAAGACCUUGAUAUACAAGAGGACAGCAAUGACGAAGAAAAUGGAAAUGAUCCGUUUGAGUCGCACUUCCAAAGUCCUAAUGAGAGCGAACUGUCUCAGAAAAUCAAGGCUGCAUCUGAGAAUAAGUGGAAAAAUAUGAAAAAGGAGCUCCCUAGUGGGUUGAAAAUUUGGCGUGCAGUCCCCGACUGUGGCCAAAAUGACGUGCCUUUGUUGGGAGCGAUGAAGAGCCUGUCGAGUGUGAAGGUCAAGAGAAAGCUCAAGUCUUCUAUUGCUGAGCGCAUUCCAAACCUUAGGGGGAAUGUGCAGCAGGCUUCCCCUUACAUUUUCGACUACCAAGAUGUUUUAUAUGGUGCUCGAACAGCAUCAGAAUCUGCCAACAUGCGAGACCUGUUGGCGGUGCACGCUACUAACCAUGUACUCAAAACUAGGGAUCGUGUACUUAAGAACAACACUCGUGUGGCGAAAGAGCAGGACGCCGACCUGGAAAUCCGGGAUCAGGGUUUCACGAGACCAAAAGUACUCUACCUCUUGCCCACGAAGCAGGCCUGCGUUCGGGUAGUCGAAGCGAUAACCCGAUUUUUCCAACCUGAGCAACAAGAGAACAAGAAACGAUUUACCGACACAUUUUCGGCUGCUAAUGAUCCAUAUUGGGAGAAUAAGCCGGAGGAUUUCCGCGAGCUAUUCGGCGGGAAUGAUGACGAUAUGUUCCGACUAGGUCUCAAAUUCACACGAAAAACGCUCAAGUUCUUUACGCAGUUCUAUACCUCGGAUUUGAUCCUCGCAAGUCCACUGGGAUUGCGAACCAUCAUGGAUCAGGCAGAUGCCAAAAAACGAGACUACGAUUUUCUGUCAUCGAUUGAAGUGGUUAUCGUUGACCAUGCAGACGCACUACUCAUGCAAAACUGGGACCACAUCAGCUAUAUCCUAAAACAUCUCAAUCUCCAGCCAAAAGAAGCGCACGGCUGUGAUUUCAGCCGCGUUCGAACCUGGUACCUGGAUAAUAAUGCACGACAUGUCCGGCAACUUAUCAUGCUCUCCUCCUUCAUCACUCCCGAAAUCAACUCUGUCUUCUCGACGCAGAUGCAGAAUUUCUCUGGGAGGGUUAAAUUCAAUCCUGUUUACAACGGAGCAAUAUCUGAACUCCCACUUCCUGUCCCGGUUAAACAAACCUUCUCCCGCUUCGACUGUCUUUCCCCAGCCAAGGAUCCAGAUGCUCGAUUUAAACAGUUCACAACGACCAUCUUAUCCUCUCUCGUCCGCAACAUUACCACUAGCCGCAACAAGGCAAGCGCUGGCGGCACCCUCAUCUUCAUCCCAUCAUAUCUAGAUUUUGUUCGUCUCCGCAACUAUUUCGCCACAUCACAGCAAACUACCAACGUCUCCUUUGGCGCGAUAUCCGAAUAUACCGAACCUCGAGAAAUCAGCCGCACACGUUCUCAUUUCAUGAACGGCCGACAGUCCGUGCUUCUAUAUACCGAGAGAAUGCAUCAUUUUCGCCGCUACCAACUCCGCGGUGUCAAGCGGGUCAUCAUGUACGGUGUCCCCGACAACCCUGUCUUUUGGGGGGAGAUCGUGGGAUUUCUGGGACUAGAUCCAGCCAGCGUUGUCGAAGCCUCUGAGGGAGGGGUGCGCGCCUUGUUCUCCAAAUACGAUGCACUAAAGCUGGAGCGGAUUGUCGGGACGAAGAGGGUUGGGAAUAUGCUGCGGGAGAAGGGCGGUGAUACCUUUACUUUUAUGUAG
Messenger RNA from Aspergillus puulaauensis, 2172 nucleotides. RefSeq names its product rRNA-binding ribosome biosynthesis protein utp25 (gene UTP25). Lineage: Eukaryota; Fungi; Ascomycota; Eurotiomycetes; Eurotiales; Aspergillaceae. Gene Ontology annotation, biological process: maturation of SSU-rRNA from tricistronic rRNA transcript (SSU-rRNA, 5.8S rRNA, LSU-rRNA). The coding region runs from base 1 to 2172 and encodes 723 amino acids. Gene Ontology annotation, molecular function: rRNA binding; U3 snoRNA binding. Gene Ontology annotation, cellular component: nucleolus; small-subunit processome. The record is from RefSeq and is a predicted model, not a curated record. The transcript has 5 exons.